UCAUACCAUCUCAUUUUCUAAAAAGAAUUUGGGUCGCCAUAGAUCCAUUUUCAAUAUGAUUGAUUGAUUAAAUUAAUCUGGAAGUGUAACGCUGCGAUGUUAAUUUUAUUAUGUAUUCUUUGGUCGGAUAGCCGAUGUUCAUUUAUUUUCAGGUGGUUUGAAAUGCUGAUGAAGCCCAGAGAAUUUAAUAGAAUUAUUAGUGCCAAAUCCGAAACGAGUUUCUGGCAACUAUUAGUCAGUCAAGUUCACUUCUGGGCACCAACCUUUAAGUGGGGUAUCAGUAUAGCCAAUAUUGCUGACUUCUCUAAGCCACCAGAAAAAAUUUCUUAUCCUCAGCAAAUAGCUGUUACCGCCACUGGAGUUAUCUGGUCACGUUACAGUACUGUGAUCACACCGAAGAACUGGAAUCUUUUUAGUGUCAACAUUGCAAUGGCAGGGACUGGUAUCUACCAAUUGACGAGAAAAAUACAGCACGACUAUUUCUCCAAGGAGGAAGUAGCUGCUGCCAAAGAAUGAUGACGAAAUAUUCUUUAAUUACCUCUUUGAUGAGCAGAACUUCCCUUGCUUUUCCAUGCUCCUCCCUCCUAAUCUGACCUUAUACCAAAGGAUCCAUGACUUUCCCUUUAUUUUGAAUCAAUUUAUCUUCUUUAUUUUACUUUUGUAGCUAUGCAACUAUGCUUGAAACUGUUCUUACAAAAUAAAUAAGAUCUUGAUUUAGGCAACAUCACCCUCUAAUGAAACGCUUCUUA
Benincasa hispida (wax gourd) is the source of this 749-nucleotide messenger RNA. Its product is annotated as mitochondrial pyruvate carrier 4. The record is from RefSeq and is a predicted model, not a curated record. Gene Ontology annotation, biological process: pyruvate import into mitochondria. NCBI's taxonomy places the organism in Eukaryota, Viridiplantae, Streptophyta, Magnoliopsida, Cucurbitales, Cucurbitaceae. Gene Ontology annotation, cellular component: mitochondrial inner membrane.